Molecule: messenger RNA, 645 nt
Organism: Mesitornis unicolor (brown roatelo)
Lineage: Eukaryota; Metazoa; Chordata; Aves; Mesitornithiformes; Mesitornithidae
Product: uridine phosphorylase 2-like
Exons: 4
Biological process (GO): nucleotide catabolic process; uridine catabolic process
Cellular component (GO): cytosol; cytoplasm
Molecular function (GO): uridine phosphorylase activity
Source: RefSeq, a predicted model, not a curated record
CACGGGAUGGGUAUCCCCUCCAUUUCCAUCAUGCUGCACGAGCUCAUCAAGCUGCUGCACUACGCCAAGUGCCGAGACGUCACUGUUAUACGCAUCGGUACUUCUGGAGGCUUAGGGGUGGAGGCCGGGUCUGUGGUGGUCACGGACACGGCCGUGGACUCGUCCUUCGCGCCGCGGUUCGAGCAGGCGGUGCUGGGCGACGUGGUGGUGCGCAGCACCGAGCUGGACAAGGACCUGGCGCAGGAGCUGCUCGCCUGCAGCAAGGAGGUCCCCGACUUCCCCACACUCAUCGGCCGUACCAUGUGCACCUACGACUUCUAUGAAGGUCAGGGGAGAUUAGACGGGGCGCUGUGCUCUUUUUCCAGUGAAAAAAAGGUAGAGUACCUGCAAAGAGCUUACGCCGCCGGCGUGAGGAACAUCGAAAUGGAGUCCACGGCCUUCGCUGCCCUGUGCGGGCUCUGUGGCCUCAAAGCCGCCGUCAUCUGCGUGGUGCUCCUGGACCGGCUGGAAGGGGACCAGAUCCGGGCUCCCCGCGAGGUGCUGCGCGAGUACCAGCGGCGGCCCCAGCGCCUGGCCGCGGCCUUCAUCCGGAGGCGCCUGGGGCUGCGCCGCCCGGCAGGAAACGCGCUCCUCUGCAGCCGCUGA